This is a messenger RNA of Plasmodium fragile, 2850 nucleotides long. RefSeq lists its product as uncharacterized. The record is from RefSeq and is a predicted model, not a curated record. Bases 1 to 2850 code for a protein of 949 amino acids. The transcript has a single exon. Lineage: Eukaryota; Apicomplexa; Aconoidasida; Haemosporida; Plasmodiidae. Gene Ontology annotation, cellular component: trans-Golgi network membrane.
AUGAACCGCCUCACCCUGAACAAGGCGACCUCGUCGAACGACGAGCCUACGCCAGGAUACCUGUACAAUGAAAUAUCGCAAAUGGCCUUCUGCUCCAAGGAGUCCAUGAACCUUGUGGGCGACUACCUCCUGAAGAAAUUACAAAGGACAGAUGUGAAUGUGAAAUUAAAAACGCUUAAAAUAUUAAAGCACCUUUGUGAUAAUAAAAGAUCUGAUUUUCGAAAUUUUUUAAAAAAAAAAAUUGAAAUAAUUAAAAAUUGCCAAUCCUGCAAUAUAGUCCAUGAUGAACUGAAAGGAGAAACUCCUUCCAUGUUGGUGAGGAAGGAAGCAUCUGAGUUGAUUAAACUGAUUUAUUCGUAUGACGCGGCAGAGACGGAUGGGAAAGCCGCGUCCAACAACGGCCAAGACGUGAUGAAAAAUAAUAGAAUACAGGGGUUUGGAAAUGCCCACUUUGAAAGGAGUAGCGCCAUGCAUAGUGGCGUGAACAGCGGCGCGAACAGCGGCAUGCACGGUAGCAUGAACAGCGUCACGCAUAACACGUAUGGAGUGCCCGCAGGGGGAGGUGGAGGAGCAGCAAGUGCAUUGGACGCAGCCAAUCACAUGGGGAACAAUUUUAACACUCGAAAUAAUUACAUGAGUAAAAUGUCUGGUUUUGGAAACCCCUACUUUAACCAGAACCCUGGGCAGAAAACCAAAGGGGAAAUAGCCAUGCAAUAUCUGAACGAAGUGGCAAACAAAUAUAUUCCCUCCUCCUUUGUGAGAAAAAUUAACAAAGUCAGUGCGUCCCUCUCGAAGAAUUAUGCGAACGGGUCCCUCAACAUACAAAGCAUCAUGAACGGUAACGCUUUUAAUAGGAACUUGGACCGGAGCCGCGUUGGUAAAGGAGGGGGCAGUCAUCACGGUGGAAGCGGUUACGGUGGAGGUGGCUACGGUGGAAGCAGUUACGGCACGCAUGGGGGGGCGUAUCCCACCCACUUUAGCAACCAAGGAGGGGGUAGCAGCUUCGCUGCGCAGGGUCACCUGGGCAGGGGCCACCACAGUGGAGGUUGGCCAACCACCAGGCGAGAGGACCUGGGCAGAAAACCACAAGAGUCGCAGACAGCCGGAAUAUAUGAAAGAAAAAUAAUUGAAGAUGUAUUGAUUGAUGCAGGAAUUAAUAAAGUGCCAUCUGAAAGUCUGUUAAACGAAUUUGUUCAACAAUGUGAAACCCUAGACACAAAAGUUAUAGUGUCCAUUCUUACCUCCAAGCUAAGAUUAAAAUAUAUUAACGAAGAGGACAAUUGGAAAAACAAAUUCAAAGUCCUGUGUGCUAUAAAGCACUUGCUGGUACACAGGAAGAGGAAGGAAAAGGGUAAAGCAAUUGAGACGCUAGAAGUUCUUAUUCAAAAUUUGAAGGACCAAACAUUGGAAGAGCUUUACCGAUGCAAGGAAAUUAAACAUUUAAAAAAACAAGUGUUGGAAAUUUUUGUCCUGAUGGGUCUUCGCUCGAACCAACCUGGUGACGAGUCAAGGAGGACGGAACGAAAUGCGAGUGUCGAUUUUACUUCAAGUAUGGAAGUCCCAAACCUACUCGACAUUGAUGAUGAUGUGCAGGUAGAUGUGAAGAGCAGUAGACUUACCGCACACGGGUACGGCGCGACCAACACACAGGGCGGUUACCCGCCCGCAGGAGACGUUUAUGCAAGCGCGGCGCAUAAUGGUAAGACGCCGGCGAGCAGCUUAGACUUUCUCUCUCACAGAAACAACUACCCACCUCAACGAGGAAAUAAAGAAAAUGCCAAAAUGGACCCAAUGGAUGAUUUAAUAAUUCAUUUUGAUCACCUCUCGAUGGAGGCUCCUCCACAUCAGGACACUCCGCAAAGAAGUAGCGGUAGAAGUGGAGCCACCAACAGCGAGCUGUUUAGCAGCCUACAUGUGAAGCACCAACAGCAGGGGGACGCGCGGUACACAUGCAACAGGAAUGAUAUAAAUUUUGCCACUGGGCAAAGCAUUCAAAAUGGGGAAAAAAAAAACCCACUCGAAAUGUCAAGCAGUUCACAUGCCCCCCAACGUAGUAGUAACCAAAUUGACCUAAACGACACUGGGUAUAAUAACCUCAUUUUUCUACAUAAUAAAUUUGAAAGGGGAAGUUCAAAAGGAGCCAUAAAGGCGGAAAAGAAUCUUCCUCAUUUUAACGAGGCAAAUGAUUUCUUUACCUUUGAUAAUGCUACAGAAGGAGCAAGUGGAGGAGAUAAAAAGAGGGUGACACCCCCCCGAGGCAGUAACAACACACAUGUCCCUAACACCAACUAUACUAACCAAACAAAUAAUGCAAGCAUGGGUGAAAGCUCGAUGUAUCACUUGAGUAAAGACAAAAAUGAAACAAUGAAAAAAUAUAAUUCUUCCACAGAGAAAGGGAAGCAAUCACGUGGUGGAAGCAGCAUUGCGGAUGUGAAAAAUGUACAAAGCCACGAUUUAAGUUUACUAGAUGUGCAUGAAGAGUUGCCUAGCUUGACCAGUGACACUCAAUUGUCCAAUGCAACGUCACUAAUGAGGUGUGAAAAAGGACAAGUGCAGGUGUGUACACCCCCAUACGGAGGAGGCAUCAUGAAGAGUAGUAGUAGUAGUAACCCCUAUGACCAGCCUCCUCAGGGGAACUACCCACUCAUGCAUAUGAAGGAGUCAAGUAAAUCUGCGGACAAUUUUCAGAGCCACCUAACCAGCUCAGGAAAUUUCUCCACCACAGAUGACCAAAUAAAUAAUUUCUUUAACUCAUUUUCCAUUGCAUCUAAGAGAAAUGAAGAAGGAAAUAAAAAACCCAGCGUGCAGAUCGACGCGUUUGAGCUGUUGGCCGAUGAGCUCAAGCUAUGA